Messenger RNA from Aptenodytes forsteri (emperor penguin), 3599 nucleotides. It is a transcript of the gene RAB27A, whose product is annotated as RAB27A, member RAS oncogene family. Bases 514 to 1179 code for a protein of 221 amino acids. Gene Ontology annotation, molecular function: GTP binding; GTPase activity. Gene Ontology annotation, cellular component: secretory granule; melanosome. The transcript is spliced from 9 exons. Gene Ontology annotation, biological process: melanosome transport; positive regulation of exocytosis. The record is from RefSeq and is a predicted model, not a curated record. NCBI's taxonomy places the organism in Eukaryota, Metazoa, Chordata, Aves, Sphenisciformes, Spheniscidae.
CAGCCUGAUUUGCAGUGCUUGGGCUAAACUAAUGCUUUGAUGGUCCUGGAUCUAAAGAAAGCUAAAUCCAUCAGAAAAAUGUCUUGGGUUUUCUAGCUCUAUGAGAAACAGCUCUUUUUGCGUGACUAUGGUAUUCAAGAGAUCUGAACUGCGUCAGGAAACUCAUCACUGAAGUACCCUUGGAAAACUACAGAUCCAUUUGCAGCUGUUAAGCAUAGGAAUAAAUGGGACAUGUGAACUGUGUAAUUGCUUCCCAGCCAUGCUGUCAGGCAGCACCCUCCUUAGACAUGGAGACAUGAGGCACACCUCUUUAUCUCUGAGCACCCAUCAACAUGAAUGCAAACAGGUGACACGUAAGCCUCUUGGCUGUGUGCUAAAGAGGUGGUGCUAGAAAAAUACUCCUACUGGAAGUACUAUCUCCAGUGUGCCCUAACUAUUCCUUUAGCAGAGUUUGGGUGCAUUUCAAUGAAAAGACCCUUUGUAGAGCUACAAGGUGUCUCCUGAAUUCUCACUAUGUCUGAUGGGGACUAUGACUACCUCAUAAAAUUUCUAGCACUCGGUGAUUCUGGAGUAGGAAAGACCAGCCUUCUUUACCAAUAUACGGAUGGCAAAUUUAAUUCCAAAUUUAUCACAACAGUGGGCAUUGAUUUUCGGGAAAAGAGAGUGGUGUAUAGACCCAGUGGGCCAGAUGGUGUUGCUGGCAGAGGACAGAGGAUACAUCUUCAGCUCUGGGAUACUGCAGGGCAGGAAAGGUUUCGUAGCUUGACAACGGCUUUCUUCAGAGAUGCCAUGGGGUUUCUUCUGCUCUUUGAUCUGACAAAUGAGCAAAGCUUUCUGAAUGUCAGGAACUGGAUAAGUCAGCUACAAAUGCAUGCAUAUUGUGAAAACCCUGACAUUGUAUUAUGUGGAAACAAGAGUGAUCUGGAAGACCAAAGAAUGGUGAAAGAAGAAGAGGCUAAGGAACUUGCAGAAAAAUAUGGAAUACUGUAUCUUGAAACCAGUGCAGCUAAUGGAAAUAAUGUAAGCAAAGCCAUUGAAACUCUGCUUGACCUCAUUAUGAGGCGCAUGGAACGGUGUGUGGAUAAAUCCUGGAUCCCAGAAGGGGUAGUGCGCUCCAAUGGGCACAGCUCUACAGAACAACUGAAUGAGGAGCAAGAAAAAGGCAAAUGUGGCUGUUAACUCAGUUACAAAAUGUAUGUGCUAAAGUAUAGUACAGUUGCAGCUUAACUGUUUAACUUACAAACAAAUCACAUUGUGUAGUUAUUUAAUGAGCUGUAUUAAUUAUUGAUAAUAACUUUUGUUUUUUUCCUCUCAAACAACAUUGACCUUUGCUUGCAAGGUAUGCAGUUUAUUAGUGAUGGGACAGAGAUUUAAUUUGGUGUAGCACUUGGAUAUUCCUCUAAUUCUCUACUUUGGAGGGAAGGGAAGGUGAUUUCUAAAUUACCAAAUUUAGAAACAUCUCUCUGUAUGGGCAAUGAGAAAGGGUAGGCUUCUGAAUUGAAGGAUUUUCAAUUGCCCUUUGAAGGCUCCACUAACUACACAGACUAGGCAUUUAGAUUAGAUACUGUGACAGCUCUUAGUCUCUACUAACAGCAAGCUUACCAACAUGGUUCUUGGUUUUGAACAGAAACAUUUAAUCAUUUCAUCAAUCAAUAACGAUCUUAAAGAGCAAAUCCUGUGUUUUCCACAAAAGCCUGCGAAUAGCUUUUCCUUGCUCUCUCAAACCAUCAGUUUUAAGUGAUGAAAACCAAAAUAAAACUAUUCUAUAUAGAGUAAAAAACUACAAAGAAGUACAGGGGUGCAUAUGUAGAGCACUUCAGGUAUGUCAUGAAAUUGAACAUGUAAACUACAACUGUACUAUAUAAAAUAUAUCCAACACAGCCUGUGAGACCUCCUGACAUCAUUUGAAUUUCUAGAACAUGCAUAAACAUAUAUUUAUAUGUAAAUGGCAUAACUGUACAUCUGUUGUUAUGUUUCAUUUAUGUUACCACUCAUGUUUUAACAGGAAUGUAGGGCAACCUAGAUGUCAGCAAAACUUCAUCAGAGCUAGUGCUUUGCACUGAACUUAUUUCACCAAACACAGAUUUGGAAUGUUUCUUCAAAUUUGGAUUGAAAAAUGAAUGAUGAUUGUCUUCUGGUGAGAUGCAGCUAAAAUACCAGUUCUGUCUAGAUCAAUAUUUCUAUAAAUUUAUAAUGCUCAUUUUAUUCUGCCAGCCUUUGUGUCCUGUACAUCUUGGUUACCAUACAUUCAUUUAUGGCUUGUUCAUUUCCUUAAGGUUGUCUUUAAAAAAGAAUAGAGUUGCUUUUCUCUCUUUCCCCCUACAGAUCACACAAAUGUCAAUUUUGGUUUCAGUGGAUCAUGUUACUCUUUGAUCUUUUUUAUUUAUUCGUACAACCUAAGGAACAAUCAGUAUUUUUGUGGUCUUUUUUCCAGACUGAUUUAUAAGGUGUGCCUACCAAACUGUUUUCUACCCUGGCAGAAGUUGUAUAACUCUGAAGUAUUGCCAACUAAAGUCAUAACAUGCCAAACUGAGUCUUUUUACAGACUUUCCACAGCAGUUUGUUUACAAAACUCCAAAGCUGUUACUUCUUUAGAAAUGAUGUCUUUAUUUAUUUAAAUAUUCUAACAACUGCAAUUUCAGACAGACGUUGAUACCAGUUGUGAACAUGAAUUGCAGCAUAACAGAUUUUUUGAAGGACCAAAAAUGUUUCUAGAAUAGGAGCUAAUAAAAAAAAAAAAUAUUUGGUGUAGCCUCUGGUUAUAUUAAUGCAAGAAUAAGUGUUAAAACUUUGGUUCUUAAAAUAUUUUACAAAGUAAUGCAUUGUUCUUUAACAAACACAACAUGUAAAUAUUAGAUUUUUAUCACAGCCUACACAGAAUAUUUUAAAAGUGCAAUGUAAUUUGACUGCUUUGGGGCUAGGACAGAGAUUAAAGCAAUUUAUAUUGAAUAAAUAUAGGGGUUUUUUCUACUACACAAUACCAAGAUUCUAAAAUGCUUGUGGACCGGCGUUACUGUAGUUUAACUCAGAGUGCCUUUUGAAGUUACCAUCAUGUUUCUGACCAGUAGAGUAUCAAACUCUGCUGUAGGACACAAUACGUUUCAAUGUACUUCAGUGUCUGAAUUUCUUUUAAUGUAACUCUCUGCUUUUCAGAGGGUUGUAGUGGAACUUUGUCAUGCGUUAAUUUUAAUGGGAGUUUUUGUGCUUAUAGCUCCAUCCAGUUCCUGAAAACAGUAAGGAUUAUUGCAACCAACUACUGAGCUAAGUGACUACUGAAAUGGUGUAAAAAUAUUUCCUUUUGAAUACUUAUGUUUAGAUUGGAUAUUAAAUACCGAAACUGUCAUAUUUUUGUCAUGCAUAUUAUAUGUAACUAUUUACUGUAUAAAGAGAGUCUUUAUACAAAGCAUAAAAUUGCUUUGAUGUCAGCCUUUUAAAUGUGCCAUAAGAUUUACCUGUUUGAAUUAUUCUGUGGCAAAACUUUUUGUUCCCUUUUUAGCUCUCAAGAGAAAUCAUGGUAAAUGUUUCUUGACAGUGAAUUACACUAUUCUUACUAGUCUAGCACUGGUUUUAAAAAAAACAAAUAAAGAUGAUUUCUCAUG